CAUGUCUCGUGUUUCUAGAAACAGAGGGAAGAAAGAGAUUCAAAUAAGAGUUCUGCUGCUUUUUUUCCUUCAGAUUUUUGUCGACGAAACUUCAGAGGACCAAACAUGAGUCACGUCGACGUGAAAAAUAUGAAGCCGACCAGUUUUGAAGACCAGUAUUAUGAUGAAUAUGAGUAUUAUAACCUGACCGAUAAAUAUGCAGAAGGCUCAACCCGUAAAGGCAGGACGAAGAAGGAGGCCAGCGAAAACACGAACAGACACAACCCAGCAGGACAUGAGCGCAAGAUUGUGGAAAAACUCCAAAACAGCGAGAAGAAAGUCAAGGAGUGAAUACUGAGGCAACCCGGACGGCUUAUCCCGGACACCGACCAUGGCCUCCUUGGCUGACAUAACGAGACGUGCAGACGGCAGGAGCGUCUUAAGCUCCGAUGGGCGAAGUUUUAACCUGGGCGUGAAGGGGAGUCCACAGAUCCAGAUGUUCCAGCUGCAGCUUCAGUCAAGGGCAGCCAGCUGUGGCUCCCCAGCCUGUAUGUGCUGUGAGGCCCUCACCUGUGGUGGGGUGUACCUGGUUCCCCUUCAGAACAUGAUGGUGCACCCAGGGAUGUGGUAGAGGAUGUUGACUGGUUUUAGUGGAUUUUGUAAAAUAAAAAAGUCAUUACAAAUAAAAACUGGACAUGUG
This is a messenger RNA of Betta splendens (Siamese fighting fish), 679 nucleotides long. RefSeq names its product nuclear protein 1b (gene nupr1b). Gene Ontology annotation, biological process: negative regulation of cell population proliferation; negative regulation of cell cycle; regulation of transcription by RNA polymerase II. The record is from RefSeq and is a predicted model, not a curated record. Bases 106 to 330 code for a protein of 74 amino acids. The transcript is spliced from 3 exons. NCBI's taxonomy places the organism in Eukaryota, Metazoa, Chordata, Actinopteri, Anabantiformes, Osphronemidae. Gene Ontology annotation, cellular component: nucleus.